AUGUCAGAGGAUGAAAAGGACGACACGGACCGCGACGGACCAUGCCUGCCAAGUUGCCCAGGUUGUUGUCCUUCAACGAAGGUAGCCAAAAAGUAUGCCAUAACUGCACUAACUGCGAUCUGGGGACUGUUUACAAAUAUUGAACGUGCCAUCAUUCUUCCCACAAUGUGGCUUUACUUUAUCACAUACUGGUGUGAGGACACAGCAAAAAAAUUCUAUGGUGCUACAAUGGCUGCCUUUAGUCUCUCCGUGCUUCUGUUUACACCACUCUACGGUUAUGCAGCCCACCGUGGAGUACAGACAAGGUAUUUGAUCAUAUUUGCGAAUGUGAUAGAAAUUCUGGGUAACCUGGCCUACCUGAUUGCCCAACAACCUUGGGUGGUUUUGGUGGGAAGAUUCAUAUCGGGGAUUGGCGGAAGCUGCGACACACCAAUGUACGCCGACCUGGCCAGAACCACCACGGUUAAAGAGAGGACGCCCUACGUGGCUGUUACCUAUGUGUUUAAACAGAUCGGUCUAGUGUUUGGUCCAGCAUGCACACUUCUGAUGCACAAACUCCACUGGACGAUGGGAGAUUUUACACUCAGCGUCUACAACGGUCCCGGACUGUUAAUGGCUUGUCUCUGGUGUCUUCACACCAUACUGAUCAUUUUAUUUUAUCCCAUUGUGAAGAAACUUCCACACCUAGGCUCUGAUGUGAAUCCUGAAAAACAAGAACUGGUUCCUAAUGACACGACAAAGGUGCGCAAGCAGAAAGGAUGCUGUGAAGAUGAGUGCGCUAAACUGAAAGUUUAUCGAACUUACCCUGUUCUCUCAAUGUUUGUUAUGGUAUUUUCGGCCUACUUUUGCGUGAUGAGUUUGGAAACAGUGCUUUCACCCGUGGUCAAUCAUUAUUUCAACUGGGAUGAGGUGAAGGUCAGCUAUGUAUAUCUCGCUGCCAAAGUCAUCGGGAUCGCCCUCAUCAUGACAGGCAUCUUUAUUCAUGUGAUUGGUAUGCCAUUGGCACUGGCCGUUACGGAAUCCCUUUACACAAAGAAAGUGCCCAGGGAUGAUCUGGAUCGCGCGCUCUCCUACCUUCGGUGCGUGUCCAAUCUUGGCUACUUAUUAGGACCGCUGGAAGGUGGCGUUUUUGUUGCAUAUGCUUACCUUGUCUUCCUUGGAAACUUUAUCUUGUGUGUUAUUAGUUUGGGUCUCAUUGCGGGUCGCUUUUAUGAAUUCAAGAUUGAUGAAGACGCAGCAAAGUACGAAAAAAUUGUAGAUCAAACUUUGCUGCCCGAAGACAAAAAGUACGGACUCCAAUGA
Dibothriocephalus latus is the source of this 1302-nucleotide messenger RNA. Lineage: Eukaryota; Metazoa; Platyhelminthes; Cestoda; Diphyllobothriidea; Diphyllobothriidae. The record is from the annotation of a GenBank genome assembly.